GCAGUGGUAGUGAAAGACUGUUUUUUAUGUCAUUUAUUCGAUAAAUAGCUGUAAUAAAAGCCCACAAAUAAUAAACUGUAAGUACAACGACAAAAUAGCACAUUCCUUCUUCUUGACAAAAUUUUAAAUGAGAACAAUGAGCUCGCCCCACGUUGCAUUUCGGGCACAAUUCGGCGCUUUUGGACCGGUCCAGGUUUUUCCGGGCUGUUACAGACGAAAACCCUGAAGAAAAUCCCCUGCGACCACCCUCACAUGUACGCCGUUUUAGGCGAGUCAGCACCCUCGUUACAUUUUAAUAUGGCUGUUUUCAGGUAAAUUAGGCUAUACCUUCGACACAUGCUGUCUUAAAACCUUUGCUGAAUGAACAUGGUUAAUAAAGGCCUAUGCAUAGUUAUACUGUGAUUCGCUUUUUCAAGCUACAUUAAAUGUUUAAGUUAAAGGUGGCAUACUAAUUAUACUAUAACAGCAUAUUCAAAAGUUUUUCCUGAAUGCUUAUUUUAUUUUUUAGCAUUAUGCGCGAUUUCACAGUUUCAGUUAAAACAUUGUUUAAAUAAAUCUUUCUUUUAGUACAACGUUCUUAUUGAGAAUUAAAAAAAUGCUCAAAAAUCAGGUGCGAAAUUUAGAAAACUUGGUGAGGCGAAUAAAUAAAGAGGAUCUGUGGAGGAAAGCAUACAGGGCAAUGAAAUUUGUAUGGCCAUUGAUUAAAAAAUUCGUAUCGCAAUUCUUAUUGGAAAAUCUUAAUAAUUCAUAUGAAAAUUUGUAUAAGUCUUUAAAAAAGAUGACUUCUAAAACUGCGAUAACAAAGGCUUGUCGCUGUUUCUUUCCAAGAUUUUUUUCAACUACACCUGUCACUGGUCGACUAAAAGCUGAAUGGCGUGUGGACAGAAGACCAGCCGAUACACGAUUGUCAGCAGAAGAUGUUAUAGAAGAAAGAAAAGCUUUUGGUGGUUAUAAAAAAUGGAAAGCUGUAAAUAUAAGCAAAGGAAAAUAUGUACUAGAAUCACAAGGAAUUGAAAAAUGUCUCCCUAUAUUGGAUGUUCUUUAUAGUGCUGCUGGAAAAAAGUACAGCGAAGAAAAAAUAAUGGUAAAGGGAGCUUAUAUUUUAGUUGAUGCAUCAGAUAUUAAAGAUGAUUUAAACAUCGACUCACUGUUGGAUGCUUCGAAAGACUCAGACAUGAGUGAUGUAGAAGACACAGUUAAAGCUAAUGUUAUUGAUUUGUUAAACAGCAAGAAACUUAUUGCAAGAAUUACAUCUCGUCCAGGUCAAGUUGGGAAUUGCGAUGGUGUUAUUGUUGAAGGAAAAGAAUUAAUAGAUAUGAUAAGUAAACUUGGAAAUAAUAUAUAGUCUGAAGUUUUAGGUUAUUACAAAUUUGUAGGUCUUCUUUUUUAUAAAAAAAUCAGUUAUUUAAGAUA
Molecule: messenger RNA, 1413 nt
Organism: Hydractinia symbiolongicarpus
Lineage: Eukaryota; Metazoa; Cnidaria; Hydrozoa; Anthoathecata; Hydractiniidae
Product: 40S ribosomal protein S8-like
Exons: 2
Coding region: 596-1345 (249 amino acids)
Biological process (GO): translation; maturation of SSU-rRNA from tricistronic rRNA transcript (SSU-rRNA, 5.8S rRNA, LSU-rRNA)
Cellular component (GO): ribosome; cytosolic small ribosomal subunit
Molecular function (GO): structural constituent of ribosome
Source: RefSeq, a predicted model, not a curated record